This is a messenger RNA of Trichechus manatus latirostris (Florida manatee), 1470 nucleotides long. RefSeq names its product cysteine rich DPF motif domain containing 1 (gene CDPF1). The coding region runs from base 307 to 678 and encodes 123 amino acids. NCBI's taxonomy places the organism in Eukaryota, Metazoa, Chordata, Mammalia, Sirenia, Trichechidae. The record is from RefSeq and is a predicted model, not a curated record. The transcript has 3 exons.
CCCUGUCAAAGGCGGAAGACUUGCGAGACCCAGGAGAACAAGGCAGUCCCGUUGAGUUCCGGCUCUCACAGGUUUCACUGUAUUUGCAGUUGGAAUCCCAGAAGAGAGAGAAGGGAGCAGAAGUAUUUGAAGUGAUAAUGACCAAAGAUUUUCUAAAUAAAAUAGAAAUCAAACCCCAGAUCAAAGACUUUGCUCAAAGAAGCACAGCAGGAUAAAAACAAACAAACCCCAAAACUUAAGUGUCUGUUCACACUGCUGAAAACCAUAAAGAGAAAAUCUUCACGGCCCUGUCUCUCCAUCUUGCAGAUGGCAUCUGAGGCAGAGCGCCGUCCCCAGGGCGUGUUUGAGUGCCAGCUCUGUGCUCUGUCAGCUCCAUACAGCUACGUGGGGCAGAAGCCCCCCAACACCCGCUCUGUCGUCCUCCUGGAGGAGAGCUACGUCCUGAAGGACCCCUUCACCGCAGACAGGGACAAGUUCCUGGUCCUUGGCUCACGAUGCAGCGUGUGCAGCAGGCUGGUGUGCGUGGGCCCGGAAUGCAGUUUAUUCUACACCAAGAGAUUUUGCCUCCCUUGUGUCUGGGAGAACAUCGAUGCUUUCCCACAGGAAAUCCGGCAAGAUGUGGACAAGAGGAAAGCUCUGGCCAGGACGCCCUGCGGCAAGCCCAGUUCUCGGACCUGAGGGCAGCCAGGGGCCAAGUGGGCAGCCCCUGCACGGAGCUUUGGGGGACAGCUGCGGCCCGGGCCAGGAUGCUACUGAGCUGGAGGCCGUGGUGCCUGGCUUCAUUCCUGGGUUGUGUCUACAGCCGGGGGAGCUGAGCAGGCCAGCCUGCAGCAGCAACGGGCAGACGCAGGACAAACACCUCGCCAGCCCGGCCCAGGCACUGCAGGGCUCCUCUAGUGCCGAGGACCCUGGAGCGCUGGGUGUGGCUGGCCCUCGGGCCCAGAGACCAUGGGACAGCAGCUGCCCAGAAAGGGAAGCCCAGGCCGGCCUGCUGGUCCUCCCUCUGCCUGGGGCUGGGGGUCGAGGCCUUGCUUCCAGGCCCUCCGGCUUAUCUGCUGACCCACACAUGGGCCUGGAGGUGCUUUGCUCGCUUCAUGUUCACCCCUCAAAUACGGGGUCCCCGCCUCUGCUGCCCUUGCUGUGCUGGCUGGAGGACGCAGCCGUGGGGAGACAGAGGCCCCUGCUCACGGUCUGGUGCGGGAGACCUCGAGUGGUCCUGGGCGGGAGGCGACCGAUAGUCGGAGCAAAGAUGCGGAUGGCUCACCAAGAGGGAGCCCGUGGGCGCUGGUGGGGAGAGAUGGCCGAGCCGGUGAUGCUCUCCCUUUAAGGACAUCUGACAGCGGCUACCUCCAGAGUGAGACUGGGAGGGUAGACGGGUGGAAUUUUUACUUCACGUUCUUGUGGACUGCCUGGAAAAUGCUAUUAAUCUUGAAUAUGUAUUGUAUUUAUGAUUAAAAUACCAAAGAAGCA